This is a messenger RNA of Varanus komodoensis (Komodo dragon), 1005 nucleotides long. RefSeq names its product inactive serine/threonine-protein kinase TEX14-like. Gene Ontology annotation, molecular function: protein binding. The coding region runs from base 59 to 967 and encodes 302 amino acids. The transcript is spliced from 9 exons. Gene Ontology annotation, biological process: intercellular bridge organization; mitotic sister chromatid separation; male meiotic nuclear division. Gene Ontology annotation, cellular component: kinetochore; intercellular bridge; midbody. The record is from RefSeq and is a predicted model, not a curated record. NCBI's taxonomy places the organism in Eukaryota, Metazoa, Chordata, Lepidosauria, Squamata, Varanidae.
GAAAGAGCCCCCCCCAACAUCUAUCACGUGCCUUGGCCAUCCUAUCACGUGCAAUGUGAUGCCAAGGACCCCAGUGCUCCCUGCAAGCUGCCCUGUAAGCAUAGGCUACUGUGCUGAACCUAACUCUUUGGAGGGGCAGUUGCUCAGGCACGCUGCUGAAGGCAAGAGCAAAAAUGCCAAGAUGCUGCUCAAAAGAGGUGUAGAUGUGGACUGCCACAAUACAGCUGGACAGACUGGUCUGUAUCUUGCUGCCCUGUUGGGACAUGCUGCUGUAGUCCAGCUAUUUCUGCGCUUUGGUGCCAACCCCAACCACCGUUGUUAUGAUGGUAGCACCCCAGUCCAUGCAGCGGCCUUCUCUGGUCACCAAAGACUUCUUGGAAGCAUCCUACAAGCUAGAGGUGAUCUAAGAUUCCAUGAUCAAAAAGGACGGACUCCUAAAGACUGGGCCCAGCAAGCUGGAAAUUAUCAGUAUCCUGAGGUCAUGGACUUCAUACAGGAGUGCUGUGAUCAAAUGGCUAUGCUGGUGCAGCGUGGGGAUCAGUCACUCUACUCAAAAGUGACUAUAGCAGCAUCACAGAGUCUGCGUUCUUCUUUCUCAUCGCUCUUAUCUGCUCCUUUCUGGUUGAAGGACAACCCCAAUAAGUUUGCAAGCACUAGAGAACCAGCCAUUGGAUAUGGGCAACUCUGCCCAAGCAGAUAUCAGCAGCCAGGGGUGGUUGCCCUCACAUACAUUGCAGACAGCAGCGAGCUGAUCAGAGGCAAUGGAGAACCAGACUGGAGUUAUCCAAAUGGACCAUACACACUCAUGAGGAACUUGCUAUGGGAUGGACAGCUUGUCACUGUGCGAUGCUUAAAGCCAGAAGUGCAUCCCAACUGUAGUAAAAUGCGAGGGACCACGGACUUGCUUCUGACCGAGCAAGAAUACUUCAGUUCCACCAUCCCCACCUGCUGCUUCUCUUGGCUGUGAGUCCAUCCCUGGACCUGCAAAAUCUCCAGCUUGUAUUC